Messenger RNA from Stegodyphus dumicola, 1894 nucleotides. It is a transcript of the gene hop, whose product is annotated as tyrosine-protein kinase hopscotch. Gene Ontology annotation, biological process: cell differentiation; protein phosphorylation; cell surface receptor signaling pathway via JAK-STAT. Gene Ontology annotation, cellular component: cytosol; cytoskeleton. NCBI's taxonomy places the organism in Eukaryota, Metazoa, Arthropoda, Arachnida, Araneae, Eresidae. The record is from RefSeq and is a predicted model, not a curated record. Gene Ontology annotation, molecular function: non-membrane spanning protein tyrosine kinase activity; ATP binding; cytokine receptor binding.
AGUGCGAUUUCGUCAAAAUAAAAAUUUUCAGUGACGGUAAAUUGCGCAAUGCCUGUCAUUUAAAGUAGAUUAACAUUUUACAUACAGUAUCAUCUAAUGAAGUCAGAAUAAGGCUUAUUUACGCUACAGUUUUAUAUUUUAAACUCUAAUGAUGUAUUUUUUUGGUAUGGAGUAUAAUAUAAUUGGUUAACAUAAUUGUAUGGAGUAAACAUAAUUGUUUUUUUCGUUUUCAUUUCGUUUAUUUCCUUGUCGCUCUUCAUUUAACAUAAUGAAGUAUUUCUACAUGUUCUGCCCAUGUGGAAUUUUCGGAAAAUUUAAUUCUCUUUUAACUUGAUGAUACUAGUUUUAUUUUACGAUAUCGAAUAUGGAAGGGAGUAUAACUGUAGAAUUUUGUACAGGAGAAAAACCUCUUAUUCUUAAUUCAGCAAAAUCUUAUAUCGUAGAAAAGGUAGUAAUUGCAGCAUGUAAACACAUAGGAAUUGGACCUUUACCAAGGCACUUAUUUGGUUUGUGGAGUCCAUCAGAAUUGUUAUGGUUUCCUCCUAGUAAGAAACUGGAACUGUGCAAUGGGAAAAAAUGGUAUCUUUUAUUACGAUUGCGCUUCAGGCCACCCAACAUAAAGCGUCUGAUAGAAAAGACAGAUGCUAAGACAUUUGGAUAUUAUUUUCAUCAAGUGCGCAAUGAUUUUUUAGAAGGAAAAAUUCCGGAACUUUUUACUAGGCAAUUAAGAGAAUCUGCAUUAGGACUCGUUGCUACAGAUAUUAUUCGCUUAAUGCUGGAGUUGAAACUGAGUCCUGACACAAUGAAGUAUAAUAGUCGAGAUUUUCUUCCACAGGAAUUAAAGAGAAGUCCUCUAUGGGAUAACUUUCUUCGCGAUCCUCUUCAAAAAGCUGUUAGUCGAGGGUGGAAAAAUAGCAGACAGAAUCCAGAAUUUGUAAAAGAGAAAUAUUUGCAACAACUGACUGAUCUGGUUCCAGAUUAUGGAUCUGAAGUGUAUCCUGUUUUAAUUGAUGAUGGCGGAAAAGUAUAUGAAGUUACUUUGGCUGUUAGUCCAUAUCAUUCCAUUUAUCCUGGUCUUCGGAUGAGAUUUCAGAGAAGCAAAGAUACUUGGACUCAUAUUUGCUCUAUCGAAGAUUUAUGCUACAUUAGCAUGAGGAAUGAUGAGACUGUCGAAAUAAGUCGUCAGAAUGGAGUCCCCCAAUAUUUGCAAUUCAAUGGGAAACCACAGAUGUAUUCUUUUGUGUCUCUACUUGAUGGAUAUUACCGUUUAACUGAAAAAUGGACAUUUAACUUAUGUAAAGAUUUGACUACUCCUUCAUUGAUUGAGCUACGUGCUAUGAAAUGCCAUGGACCUGUUGGUCCAGAAUUUGCUCAUCAGAAGCUUGAAGAAAAAUGUAAUUUUGAAGCAGGAUGUUAUAUCCUUCGUGAAAGUGAAUUUAAGUAUGAUGAAUAUUAUGUAGAUCUAUGUGUAAAUAUUAAUUCAACACACCCCGAAAAAGUGUAUACUUUCAAGAUAUACAAAGAUGAAAAUUACUUUUAUACUCUUCACGGAUGGAGGGCCAGUUUUCCAUCUAUAGCUCAGUUACUGUCUUAUCAUUCCAAAGAAAACCAUUUGAAAUUUACUAGAUGUAUUCCUCCAUCUGAGUAUGAUAAGACUGACCUCUUGCUAUGUCGAAAAGAAAGUCAUGGUAAUCAUAAUCUUGUAACUAGAGGGGAUUGUAGUUGCACUGCUCAGUGUAUUCCACAUGAUGCAAUAGUGUUUUCAAAAAAUGUUGCGGAAUUGUAUGGACAGCUAACAGUAGUUUCCCAUGGUCACCUAAGGCGUUCAUGUUCAGAUUCACGUUCAGUUGCAGUGAAAAUGCUCCGUAAAGAAACUAAAGUUACCCAUUUGCAG